GAAUUUCUCAAAUUGAUUUAAUUCGGGUCGCUUAGUAAGUUGAGUUGCUUCAGCCGCCUUUUUUUUUUUGACCUUUCCCUCCUUUUCCCUUCAAUUUUCCCUCUCAAAAGAAAUCAAAUAAAUCAGCUCAACUAUUCACAUAGUUUUCUUUUGCGUGCCUUUUUCUUUACCCAUUUCCUUCUUCCCAGAAUCAAAGAGAAACCCAGAAAGAGAUAAACAAAGAAAAUGGCAAAUUACUACAACAUCGAUGAUAUUCUUACAGAGGAAGAGUUUGUUCCAGUUGUUUUCCAUAAAUCUGCUAAUGGAGUUAUAAUUGAUCCCAGUUCCGAAACAAACUCCGUUGAACAAGGAGCAAAGGUGGAGUUGCCAUUGUGGCUUGCUCAAGAAUUAUACUUAAGGCAAGCAAUAUCAAUAAGCGUUCCCGCCUGUUUCAAUCAAAAAACAAGACUGGAGAUCCAAGCUGAUGCAGCUUGCGUGGAUCUUAAAUUUCGGUCUCCAUAUUUCUAUGAGUUUGGAUGCAAGAUAGCACCACUGGUUGGGGAUAAAAGUGUUGAAAUCUUGCUCUUAUCAGCAUUUAAGAUCAGGUAUAAGGAGAUCUUGACCAAGGCAUAUACUGCAGCAUACACAGCAACUUCCAAGUUCUUUACCCUUCUAACCAAAGAAGAAACCAAUCUGUAUGAAGCAGCUCAGUCUUCAAUGGUGGCCUUUAAGAAGUGGCGGAUGGGAGGCCCUAGGCUUCAAAGAGCUUCAGUUCUUGGAAGGAAGAGGAAGCUCAUCGAAUAGAUUUUAUUCUAAUCUGAAGAUGCCUCUAAUUGUCAUUUGCAUAACGGUAAAUAUUCACCAUAGUGUAGCUGUGAAUGAAACUGAUGAAAAAUUUUUGUAAACAUGUAUAUGCAUAUGAUAUUCGUUUCAUGACUCCAAAUCAAAGAUCCUUAGACUUCUCUGCUUUUCUUUGUCAGCUAAUUUUCAGUCUACUAAAUGUUUCUUUGACCCUUCUAUUGACAAGAGUCAAGAAAUACAUUGUUUCAGUGACUUAACCUAAGGCUCAGAACUUGAAUUAGGCUAUGUCUUUGGAUUCAGUACGUAAGUUAUUGGAUUUGAUUUCUUUUGCAUCUUUGUCGUCCUUUCUUUUCUUCGUUAUGAUGAAUAAUGAUUCCUAGUUUAAUACAGGCUU
This is a messenger RNA of Durio zibethinus, 1174 nucleotides long. RefSeq names its product DNA replication complex GINS protein PSF3-like. Gene Ontology annotation, cellular component: GINS complex. The record is from RefSeq and is a predicted model, not a curated record. Gene Ontology annotation, biological process: mitotic DNA replication initiation. NCBI's taxonomy places the organism in Eukaryota, Viridiplantae, Streptophyta, Magnoliopsida, Malvales, Malvaceae.